Molecule: messenger RNA, 480 nt
Organism: Marasmius oreades (fairy-ring Marasmius)
Lineage: Eukaryota; Fungi; Basidiomycota; Agaricomycetes; Agaricales; Marasmiaceae
Exons: 3
Coding region: 1-480 (159 amino acids)
Biological process (GO): proteasome assembly
Source: RefSeq, a predicted model, not a curated record
AUGUCGACCUCUUCCAUCACCAUAGACCUUAAUGAUGUCCCGACAGGGGUUUCAAUACAAACAUUCAAGGACAGCGUACUGGUUCUAGUAUCACAAGUAGGGAAAGUGGGAAACCUGAUACAAGUUACUCUACCACCUACAACUCCUCUCCUUCCUGCAGCGACUGCGGAUCCCUUAGAAUCUAAUACAAGGCAACUUCCUCCCAUUCCGGCAGCAACACACCUCACAAGUUUGUUGGGACAUGCUCCUUCGGAAUACAGACACACGCUACACAAUCUAUAUGCCUCCCAGAUCGCUUCACUCAUUUGGAAUAUGGCGCCAGAAGACCCCACUUCUCAGGCAAGGAAAACGAUCAUAGUCGGGAUCGCAUUGCAAAAAUCGAAGACAAACGAUGAUACAUCAAGCCCAACGGAAACUGAGAAAGAGACCUUUACUGGUGUCAUGCGCACGGUUCAGGAGCUCCUCGAGAAAGGUGCAUAG